Molecule: messenger RNA, 2586 nt
Organism: Belonocnema kinseyi
Lineage: Eukaryota; Metazoa; Arthropoda; Insecta; Hymenoptera; Cynipidae
Product: LHFPL tetraspan subfamily member 6 protein-like
Exons: 5
Coding region: 529-1155 (208 amino acids)
Cellular component (GO): membrane
Source: RefSeq, a predicted model, not a curated record
AUAAAACGCCGGACUACUUUUUAUUUUUAAUAUCCGUCAGAGACGAGGCGGCAGCGCUCACGAAAACUCGUGAUUCGCUCAAAAACCACUCCAGGGCUAUAAUUGCGGUCCGUUUAUAAUUAAACGCUGACGCAGCAGAGCAGGUUUUGUUUCACGAGUUUCAAUCUACUUUAGAAGAGGACCGUGAACCAGUGUUUGUUGGGCUUGGUGGUGAGUUCUGAAGAUAAAUUUAAACGAAUGGGAGACCCAAAAAAAAUAUCGAUCAGGGAAUCAAUCAGGCUGAGUGUGAAGCAAUUUUGGCCCUACCCUGGAUAAGACUGGAUGCUGGGUGUGAAUUUUAAUUAGAGCAAGCUAAUUAACGCCUUCAAUCAGUUUGCUCUGAAUCGAGAUAAUGCACUUUGGGUGAGGGUGAUCGAGUGAUUCCAGGGAAGUGAGAGGGAAGCACUUCCGGUGUGUACUCUUGACCCGGGUUUACAUUGCACCCGCAGUGCAGCCAAGCGAAAAUGAUCAGAGUGUGAGAGAAAACUGAUGAGUGAGAUGACAGUGUUGUGUAUCUUUUGGGCAACCUUGUCCACUGUGGCAUCCAUCCUCGCGUGUUCUGGAUUUUAUCUUCCUUAUUGGAUUCAGGGACGACUUAUGGGGAAAGCGGACGCCUACUUCAAUUCGUUUAGACGAUGCAAUUAUCCUAAAAUUAAAGCACCCAACGCUACCCCAGAAAUAGUAUACGAGUGUGCUAGGUACUCCAGCUUCUGGGAUAUUCCGAGCCCGUGGUGGCAAGCCAGCACAGUGACCAUCGGCAUCGGAGUAGCCAUCGCCGUGAUUGGGGCACUCACCCUUUUGGCGGCAGCCUCCUCUUUCCUACCACAUGUUCUCAAGACCCCGAAGCACACUCGGGUUCUUGGAUCUCUCCAACUCCUAUCUGCAGUGAUGAUAUGCGGCGGACUGGUGAUGUACCCAAUAGGAUGGGAUAACCGGGAAGUCAGAGAAUCCUGCGGCAAAGGAGCGAAUGUCUACAAUCUCGGCAAGUGCUCAGUGUCCUGGUCGAGUCAUCUCUUGGUUGGAGCUGUGGCUCUACUGAUGCUGUGCUUCAGUCUCAGUUUUUGUGCAGCCCGACACAAGCCUGCUCAUGGACAUUCAGAUCCCUUGCGAAUAUGACGAUCGUCGAAUUCAAGAUACUCUCAAUCGAUCCACGCCUACUCCUCGCCGAAAACAACAACUCUAUCUUUCGUGACGGUUUGUUGAUAAAAAUCAAAUCUGCUUUUUGUUUAUAUUUUAUUGUAAAAUUAGUUACAAGGUUAGAGAAAGGCGUGAAUGGAUUAGGUUACGAAUUAGGAUGACCAAGAUGCAAUAGUGCACCAAGACUGCUAAUCAGACUACGAUUCCUGAUUAUGAAUGAAAGGUGUCAUUUAUAAAAUAAGGGAAACUAUGCAAUAUUGGGUCACUUCAAAGAGUAGGGUAUCUAGAUUUGAUGAAAUAUAUGCCAAGGAAUGUUCCAAUGAUAAGGUUACUGCUCGGAGAAACGAAAUGAAAAGUUGUUUACUUGUGGAGACAAAAUGAAAAGUUGCUAACUUAAAUUGUAUUAUGGACAUCAACGUUAUCGACUCUGUUACACCUUUCCACGUAGUUUCUCUGAGGUUGAACCUUGUUAUUUAGACACUUCAAUAUAAACCAUUUUUAUCGACAGAAAAUUGUUUCUUGGUAGACUCUGGACUUGUGAUUAAAGUUUGGAAUCCAAUCAACAAUAUCUUUAAAGCCGAUGAUUUAUAGUUUCAUAUUUUCACUGAAUGAAUUUGAAGACAAAUUCAAAGAAGAGAUGAAAAUACUCUAAACUGGCAACCUACAAUUACGGAUGAUAAAUUAUUCUUUCAUUUGUAAUUUUGUCACCAAAAGUGAUCCCCUGCUCUUCAUUCAGAAGUUUGAAAAAAACACUUUAAAAAUGGUUUUUCAAAUAAUCAGAGAGAGGAGAAUAAUUUAUUAAAGGAACUGUUUUUUUUUGCGAAAACAAUUAAAUGAAUCGUUAAGAUUUUAUCUGAUUUUUAUUACCGUGUUUAAACAUUUUUCAUAAAUUAAAUAAAAGGUUUAGAAAUAGUGACCCACUCUUGCAUGGUUGGCCCCAAACGAUGUACAAUAUGCUGGUUCAAAAAUAUAUUUGUUCAUUUUUAUUCUCUCACUCUCCAGAAAUAAAUGGAUAUUUAGGUGUUCUUGAUAAAAGGUUUUUCUUCUAAAUUAUUCAAAGAAUUUGCUUAUUUUUUGUUUGCAUUUUUUUAACAUUUGUUUUUAAUAAGCAAAAUGAACUUAAGAUAUGCAUUUUGGAUCAGCAUUUUUGGAUCAUCCUAAUGUGCACUGUAUCGAAGAAAGAAAUACUGUUUGCUGAGGUACUUCUAGAAAAAAUACAUUCGAAUGUUACAUAGAUUUAUUUAAUAAAUCAUAUUCUGAUAGCAUUUAAAAUGCCCCUGAGACGAAAACUCACAGUUGCUAAAAGAAAAUUGUAAAAAAGGAAAAAGACUUACAUUACUUUUGGAAAUUACGACUAAAUCAAUUUAAUAUUUUACUCAAGACAUCCGAUGCUAUUUUGAUGAAAAAAGA